This is a messenger RNA of Beauveria bassiana ARSEF 2860, 1617 nucleotides long. RefSeq lists its product as uncharacterized. The record is from RefSeq and is a predicted model, not a curated record. The transcript is spliced from 2 exons. Bases 1 to 1617 code for a protein of 538 amino acids. Lineage: Eukaryota; Fungi; Ascomycota; Sordariomycetes; Hypocreales; Cordycipitaceae.
AUGACGAGCGCGGUCACGGCUCCGAUGCGCGCCGGUGGAUGGAACGUCAUCCUCACCAUUGCCAACCAACAGUAUCUGGGGGGUAUCUACCAGAACCCGCGCGAGCCGACGGUUACGUUUGGCGACUUGUGCGCUGAGCUGGCCCUCUGCUUUGACUAUCCAGGCGGCGGAAAACUGCUCAACAACGUCGACAACGUUGACAACAUCAACAGCGUCAACAGCGUCAAUACUGCCAACACCGUCAAUGCCGCCAGCCUCAUCGACAGCGCCAAUAGGGACAGCAACCAAGACCAAGCCAACAUCAACGAAAGGCCAUGGUUCGACAUUGCAUUCGCGCUCACGGAAACGCCAGACGAGGCAGAUUCCCCUGUCAAUCAUCCAUCCUUCAUCACAAGUGAGAGGUUUGACGAGCUGGUUCCUGGCCUAGCCUCUGAAAGCGCCACGAGGCGGCGAACCGUCACCUACCACAUUGUGCAUCACAAGGCUUGCAAUAUUUCUGGUUCCUUCAAAGACCAUAUACGAGCCAAAUGCGUCUACAGCCUCCCUGACCCCCGCCGUCGCCAUCACCCCGCCUUCCUCCCUUACAACAAAUCUCCGGCCGACCCUCGUCUCAACAUAAUGCCCCUUCGACGCAAAGCGAAAGCGCGCUCACAGUCUCCGCCGAAGCGCUCCGGCUCAACCUCUCCUAACAAAGCAGACGACGCAGCCGGUGGCCCCGACAACCAAAGCUAUGACAUGAUCGCCCCCGCCGACAUGGACAUCGACAUUGACGCGGCUCGCAAGACCAUCAGUGAUUUUCGCAUGGCCUGCAUCGCCCAGGCUAGCUGCUGUGCCAUAUCGGGCGGCGGCCGGCCCUGGAGCGCGCUGCAGCUCAUCGGCCCCGGCGUCCAAGCCUGCCACAUUGUGCCGCAGCAGCACUACCAUUUGUACCCUUUGGGGGACCCGAGCGAUACCACCCAGGACAGCGCGCGACGGCUGUGCCAGGCUUGGGAGAAGACGUGGAGUCCCGGCAACGGUAUUCUACUCAUGAAGCAUAUACAUGACUUUUUUGAUGCGCGCCUCUUGUCCAUCCACCCAACUACGCUUCGUAUCCGGGUCUUUGUCCCCUUCGAGGAUCUUGAACUCUAUCACGGACGAAAGGCGCAAAUCCCACCCCGGGUUGACCGUAGUGCGCUCGCUCACCACUACGACAUGUGCUGCAUCGAGAACAUGGCCGCCGAGCGCCCGAAUAUCAUUCUAUCAUCGCUUGACGCCACCAACAGAAGCAGCUCGGCCAUAAGCCUUGUGAGUCCGUCGAGCGGAGGCAGCACUCCGCUAAGCGGACGGCCGAGCCUCCCUAUGACGCCCUCUUCCGGAGAUGCGUUGCAGACUGCGCCGCCCGCAGGCGACCCGUCUAAGAGACGGCGACCAACCCGUAACGGGAACGAAACGCAGGGCUGCGUCAACGACGACGAUGAGUAUUGGUCGGAGGAGGAGGUGGUGCAAGAUUUGCUGAGGGGAAGGAAGAGGCAACGACCAGACGACUUCAGCUUUGAUGGCUACGUCACGCAGUCCAAUAGUCGCGAGUUUCUGGCCAACGUCAACCGGGAGCUGCAAAAAGAUCUUAGGCUGGCCUGA